CCUCGGUGCUCGGACGCRCCCGGGGCCGCAGCGCCGCUGCAGCCAUGAGCCGAGCGCUCUGGGCGCUCCUGCUCUCCUGCACCGCAGCAGCUCAGGCGGGAGGGACGCAGCGGGGCCAGGAGUCCCCAUCCCCUGCGGGCUUUCAGGGGUGCAAGAAGGCCCUGCAGCUCUCGAGUCUGGAGGUGCUGCCUGGAGGGGGCUGGGAUAACCUCCGCAACUUGGACAUGGGCAGGGUCUUCAACCUGGGCUACUCGCUGUGCAAGACCACAGAAGACGGGUCCUACAUCAUCCCGGAUGAGAUCUUCACCAUUCCACGCAAGCAGAGCAACCUGGAGAUCAACUCAGAGAUCAUAGAGUCCUGGAAGGAUUACCAGAGCACCACCUCCGCCUCCAUCAACAUGGAGCUGUCCCUCUUCUCCUCCGUCAACGGCAAAUUCUCCUACGACUUUCACCGGACCAAGACCCACCAAGUCAAGGACCACGCGGUCACCACCCGAGUGCAGGUCAGGAACCUGGUCUACACUGUCAAAAUCGACCCGGGAGCAGCCCUGGACGAGAGCUUCAAGAAGCAGCUGCUGCUGAUCGCCAGCCACCUGGAGAACAACCAGACGCGCAUGGCCGACUUCCUGGCCGAGCUGCUGGUGCUCAACUACGGCACCCACGCCAUCACCUCCGUGGACRCCGGCGCCACCCUGGUGCAGGAGGAUCAGAUCAAGGCCACCUUCGUGAAGGACAGCUGGGCCACGCGGAGCGCCGUCACCGCCGCGGCCGGYGUGGCCUUCCACAGCAUCAUCGAAGCGAAAACGCAGGGCUCYGAGGAGGUCAGCUCUGCUUUCACCAGGCAGUACCUGGAGAACCGCACCAGCUCCAGGGUGGAGAGCAUCGGCGGCAUGCCCUUCUACCCGGGCAUCACCCUGCGGACGUGGCAGGAGGGCACCAGGAACCAGCUGGUGGCCAUCGACCGCGCGGGGCUGCCCCUCUCCUUCUUCAUCAGCCCCAGCAGCCUGCCGGAGCUGCCGGCGCCCACGGCGCGGCGCCUGGCGCGGCGCGUGGAGCAGGCCCUGGGCCGCUACUACGCCUUCAACACCUACCCGGGCUGCACGGACGCCGCCUCGCCCAACUUCAACUUCCAUGCCAACGCCGACGACGGCUCGUGCGAGGGCGCCGGCGCCAACUUCACCUUGGGCGGCGUCUUCCAGGAGUGCGUCGCGCUGAGCGGCCCCGACGCCGCCGCGCUCUGCCGCGGCCUGGAGCAGAAGAACCCGCUCACGGGGGGCUUCUCGUGCCCGGGCGGCUACACGGCGGUGCGGCUGGCCACGCAGGAGCGCGAGGAGGGCUACAGCCACCUGGAGUGCCACGACAAGUGCGUGCUGCGGGUCUUCUGCCACCACGUGUGCCGCGACGCCUUCUGGCUGUCGCGCGUGCGCUUCAGCGCCUACUGGUGCGCGCCCGGCGGCGCCGCGGCGCCCGGCACYGGCUACCUCUUCGGCGGCCUCUUCAGCGCGCGCGGCGCCAACCCGGUGACGGGCGCGCAGUCGUGCCCGGCGGGCUACGCGGCGCUCAGGCUCUUCGACGAGCUGCGCGUGUGCGUGAGCGACGACUACGAGGCGGGCGGCCGCUACGCCGUGCCCUUCGGCGGCUUCUUCAGCUGCCAGGAGGGCAACCCGCUGGCCGGGCCCGCCGCGCGCGCCCGCGGCUGCCCCGCUGGCUUCAGCCAGCACCCGGCACUCAUCAGCGACAGCUGCCGCGUGGCCUUCUGUAGAAGAGCCCCCCGAGGCGCCGCCAGCGCAGCCACACAGACGGACAGAGACGAGGGACGGGACGGGCGGCACAGAGACAGCGARCGUCCCCCCGCCAGCCGUUUAUUGUCCCCUCCGGCGGGGCGGCACCGCGCGCACGGGGACGGGCAGCGGGCCAAGGACRGACGACGACGAUGA
Messenger RNA from Nothoprocta perdicaria, 1937 nucleotides. RefSeq names its product macrophage expressed 1 (gene MPEG1). Gene Ontology annotation, biological process: defense response to bacterium. The transcript has 2 exons. Bases 45 to 1937 code for a protein of 630 amino acids. The record is from RefSeq and is a predicted model, not a curated record. Lineage: Eukaryota; Metazoa; Chordata; Aves; Tinamiformes; Tinamidae.